ACGUUUUUUACAAUGUCCCAGCUCAACUUUGGCUUCAUGGCUUGGAUGAAGUGCAUUGUUACUUUGUUAUGGUCUUUGCGCUUCAUUAAUCGCAGGCUUAAACCCAACCUAAACCACCAACAUGAUCCCGGGUUAUUGAUCAAGAGCGGAACAAAGUCCACCAGCAGUUGACUCCGACCUUUUUCUGGCCAAUCUUCGCUUUAGAGGCGGGGGAUAGAAAAUGUGCAAGAUGAUACAUAUGCACUUCAGCUCUUCUGCGGAGAAGUCCCGACUCGGCGGAGGUGGACCAGCUAGAUUGAAGCUAGACUUUUUGUUCGUUUUUUCUUGAGAAGAUGGUUUCAAUCAAAGCGCAAUCUCUGGUGCCGGUGUCGUGCGCGCAGGCUCUCCUCGGCGUGGUGUGUCUGGCUGUCGCCUUGCUGGCUUUUCUGCUGGUUCGCCAGCUCGUCAAGCAAAGGAGACCCCCGGGCUUUCCUCCCGGUCCUUCUCCCAUCCCUGUGAUAGGGAACAUUUUCUCCCUGGCCACCGAGCCGCACGUCUUCCUCAAGAGGCAAAGCGAAGUUCACGGACAGAUUUUCAGUCUUGACCUGGGGGGCAUCCUGACGGUGGUAUUAACUGGAUAUGACUGUGUCAGGGAAUGCCUCUACAAUCAAGGCGAGGUGUUUGCUGAUCGACCGUCUCUGCCUUUGUUCAAGAAAAUGACCAAAAUGGGUGGGCUUCUUAAUUGCAAAUAUGGCAAAGGCUGGAUUGAACACCGUAAACUGGCUUGCAACUCUUUCCGUUACUUCGGCAGCGGACAGAAACAGUUUGAGAGGAAGAUCUCAGAGGAGUGCAUGUUCUUUGUCGAUGCCAUUGACGAACACAAGGGAAAGCCCUUUAACCCCAAACACCUGGUAACCAACGCCGUGUCAAACAUCACCAACCUGAUCAUUUUUGGUCAGCGCUUCACUUACGACGACCGCAACUUUCAGCACAUGAUCGAGAUAUUCAGUGAGAACGUGGAGCUGGCGGUGAGCGGCUGGGCCCUCCUGUACAACGCCUUCCCUUGGAUCGAGUACGUGCCCUUUGGAAAACACCAGAAGCUGUUUCGCAACGCUGCUGAGGUGUACGACUUCUUGCAGGAGGUCAUACAGAGUUUUUCACAGGGCAGGGUGCCGCAUUCGCCUCGCCACUACGUCGAUGCCUAUUUGGAUGAUUUGGAGCGCAGCGCGGGAGCACCCGACUCCUCUUUUUCCUACGAGAACCUCAUCUAUUCAGUGGGCGAGCUCAUCAUUGCUGGCACGGAGACCACCACUAACACCCUGCGCUGGGCCAUGCUGUACAUGGCUCUCUACCCCAACAUUCAAGAGAGGGUGCACAGGGAGAUCGACAGCGUGCUGGCCAAUGAGAGGGCACCUACCUUGGAGGACAAACAGAAGAUGCCCUACGUGGAGGCUGUCCUGCACGAGGUCCUUCGGUUCUGCAACAUUGUCCCCCUUGGUAUUUUCCGCGCCACCUCACAGGAAGCGAAGGUCAACGGGUACACGAUUCCAAAAGGCACCAUGGUGAUCACAAACCUCUAUUCGGUGCACUGUGACGAAAAGUACUGGAACGAUCCAGGUGCUUUCUCGCCCCAGAGGUUUCUGGACAGCAAUGGCAACUUUGUGAGGCGGGAGGCCUUCCUUCCAUUCUCCUUGGGGAGGCGGUGCUGCCUUGGCGAACAGCUGGCCAGGAUGGAGAUGUUCCUCUUCUUCACCACUUUGCUGCAGAGGUUUCAUCUUCAGUUCCCUGCAGGAAGCAUUCCCACUGUCACUCCAAAACUGGGCAUGACCUUACAGCCCAAACCUUACUCCAUCUGUGCUGUCCGCAGGCAGCAGAAAAGCCCCUGCUUUGGAGACACUCCUUAUCCCAAUUAGGCAAAUCAUGAAUUUAGUACAGCUUGCUUACAUGUUCAAGCGAGAAUUUAAGUACUUUGCACAGCAAUGCAACCACACAAUACAGGUGUAUGAAGCUAAAUGGCUAUGGACUGUGCUGUCAGUUUAUUCAAUGGCUAUUUAAUUAUUCUACUGGGCAAUAUGCACGUUUGCACAAUACUUUAUAAGCAGCAAGACACAACUCAGUGCAUAAAAGACAUUCCGGGAACACCUGUGUGCCACUGAUUUAGUUGUCUGUAGCUCAGAGUUUGAAAAGUCUAUGAAGCUCAGGGCGCUAGCAAUGGGUUCGGUGUAUGUCAAUGAUUGAUAGUAAGUACACCUAUGAUGGCCCAAAGCCAUGCCUCUUCAGGACAGCUUCAGGUUAGACAAAUGACACCACUGAUUUGUAUGUUUAGGGCCAAAUGUGACUUUCCAAGAAAGUUCUGAGCUGGAUCCACUCUGACCUUUUCUCUAGGGAUGACGCUGUCUGGAAAAUAUGUCUCUUGGCAGACUAAAGCAACCCUGGUGGAUUUCUAGAAACUGACUAUGCAACACUGGUUUCUGCUAAAUGGUGCCUAUCAGUACUAACAAUACUGCAUUUAUGUAAGUUUGUCCCUUUUUUUGUUGCAGUACUGGUGGUAUGAGUCGGGUUUUUUUGUGUGUAUUCAUAAAAGUCUUUCUUAACAUA
This is a messenger RNA of Gasterosteus aculeatus aculeatus (three-spined stickleback), 2577 nucleotides long. RefSeq names its product cytochrome P450, family 2, subfamily R, polypeptide 1 (gene cyp2r1). Lineage: Eukaryota; Metazoa; Chordata; Actinopteri; Perciformes; Gasterosteidae. The record is from RefSeq and is a predicted model, not a curated record. Gene Ontology annotation, biological process: xenobiotic metabolic process. Gene Ontology annotation, molecular function: oxidoreductase activity, acting on paired donors, with incorporation or reduction of molecular oxygen, reduced flavin or flavoprotein as one donor, and incorporation of one atom of oxygen; iron ion binding; heme binding. Gene Ontology annotation, cellular component: intracellular membrane-bounded organelle; cytoplasm.